AUCAACACCACGGUUAUCACUUCUUGCAGACACAGACAGCCAGCGACCACAAUGAAACUCGCCAAUCUCGCCCUCACAGCUACCGCCGGUCUGUCCUUGAAGGCUACUCCUGAGACAGUCCAAGGGUUUGAUAUCUCCAACCAUCAAGCUACUGUAGACUUCAAGGCUGCCUAUAAUGAUGGCGCUCGCUUCGUCAUGAUUAAAGCAACCGAGGGCACCACCUACAAGGACAAGGUCUUUAGCUCACAUUAUCAAGGCGCUACUGACGCCGGUAUGAUUCGCGGAGGCUACCACUUCGCGCUUCCCGACUCCUCCUCUGGCGCAGAGCAAGCACAAUGGUUCCUCAAGAACGGUGGUGGCUGGUCCAAGGACGGCAUUACAUUGCCCGGUAUGCUCGAUAUCGAAUACAACCCUUAUGGCGACGACAAAUGCUACGGUAAGGCCGGUGAAGCUAUGGUUGCCUGGAUCAAGGACUUCGUCGAUACGUAUCAGAAGGCCACCGGUGUCUACCCCAUGAUCUACUCCACCGCCGACUGGUGGAAUACCUGCACUGGAAAUGCCAAAGGCUUUGGCAACACCUGCCCUCUCGUACUCGCCGCUUAUCGCGACUCGCCGCCGACAACAAUCCCUGGCGAUUGGGCAACCUACACCAUCUGGCAGAAUUCUGACAGCUAUAAGCAUGGUGGUGACUCGGACAUUUUUAACGGAGGGUAUGAGCAGCUGCAGAAAAUCGCUAACGCUGCUUAAAUAUGGAUCGAUGACUUGUUUUGCAAUUAUGAUAUCUUUUCGUUCGUUUCUCGUGAAUGUAUUUUUCAACUGUCCAGGCGACGGUCGCUAGUUAAACAAUUAACAUACCGU
Messenger RNA from Aspergillus caelatus, 858 nucleotides. RefSeq names its product lysozyme. Gene Ontology annotation, molecular function: lysozyme activity. The coding region runs from base 52 to 747 and encodes 231 amino acids. Gene Ontology annotation, biological process: cell wall macromolecule catabolic process; carbohydrate catabolic process; peptidoglycan catabolic process. NCBI's taxonomy places the organism in Eukaryota, Fungi, Ascomycota, Eurotiomycetes, Eurotiales, Aspergillaceae. The record is from RefSeq and is a predicted model, not a curated record. The transcript has 2 exons.